Messenger RNA from Telopea speciosissima, 1621 nucleotides. RefSeq names its product F-box protein SKIP28-like. Lineage: Eukaryota; Viridiplantae; Streptophyta; Magnoliopsida; Proteales; Proteaceae. Gene Ontology annotation, cellular component: cytoplasm. The coding region runs from base 238 to 1296 and encodes 352 amino acids. The transcript has 3 exons. The record is from RefSeq and is a predicted model, not a curated record.
UUUGUGUUUAGACCCAACGCCCAGUUCUUGUACUCCUCUCUGUGAGCUUUGGUAUCUCUCUGACCUGCUUUCUUAUCCUUUGUGGGUUCCCCUUUUAAUCUUCUCAAUAACCAUUAACUAAUCUUCUCCGCAAAAUAUUCUUCAAAUUGAAGCCUUUUAACGUCAAUAUCAUUCCAAAUCUCUUCAGGAAGAAAAAUCAAAAUCAUAUCUUUUUAUAAAGUGUUGAUUCCAUUGAUCAUGGAGAGCCCUCAAUUUGAUGAAAAGGAAAAUCAUGAAUUUGGGUCUCUUUAUGAUUCUCAGUCAGAAGAUGUUCCAGCUCAUACAGAAGAAGUUGUAGAACCAGGUGAACCCCACGAAGCUUUGUUCUUUGUCCUCGCUUACCAACAGCUACGUGAACGCCUUUUAAUGAGGGCGGCGUGUAGAUCACUCAGAGACGCUGUUGACAACGAUGUGUUACUGUGGCUGGAUAUCUUUGUCGAACCCCCUUUGAGUUGCCGUCUUCUCAAUGAUUCCCUGUUGAAGAUUACGUCUAAGGCGCAUGGCAGGUUGAGAACUUUGUCUCUGAAGAGUUGUGCCAAGAUUACAGAUGAUGGGCUGCAGAGGGUUAUAGAGAACAACCCUCAUAUCAACAAGCUCUAUGUCCCAGCAUGCACUAGCUUAACAGCAAAUGGCAUUGUGACAAUAGUGAAGAUGCUGACUGAUUUGAAGCAGCUAAGGUUGCAUGGUAUUAUCGGCAUUACAAAACAACACAUUGAAACUAUCCUCAAUUGUCUCAUGGUGCAAAAAGAGGACCAGAAGCAGCCCAUAUCGUUUCUCUAUCACAGACGAUUUUCUCCGCUCAUCAAUUUAGACACGGCUCCUCCAAUAGAUGUCGGUGUCUGUCCAAAGUGCAGUGAUGUGAAUCAGGUGUUCGACUGCCCAAGGGACAGUUGCGAGUGGAAAAAGGUGCACCCACUGCUUGAAUGUAGAGGAUGUUCUCCUUGCGUCCCAAGGUGCGAGGAGUGUGGUGGAUGUGUGGAUUUGGGCGAGUUGGAUGAUACUGUAUGCAUGGAUAUCUUGUGUUCAGAAUGCUGGCUACGGCUCCCUAAAUGCAACCUGUGUAACAGACCCUAUUGUAAUCUGCAUGCUGAUCAUGGGAUGUUCCUGCCUGGCAAUACUGGAUUUAUAUGUGCCCGUUGUCAUAUAUCAUCCACAAGAGAUCUGGAUAGGUGGUCAUCAGGGUUUGAAGAAUGUAUGAUUGCAGAUCAGUAUCCACCAAUAUUUUCUGAUAUGUAUGGAUACAUAUCGUAUCUUUAAGGUAUUGAUAUGAUGCUUAUUAGUUAUUAAUGUAAAAAAUGUAUCGCAAUGUAUCAGUCUAUACGACCCGAUACGAUACGGCUCGCUAUGGCUCAAUAAUAAUUGAUACAGUUCAAUACUCGCACUAUGAAUACAUUGCUUCAUUUUUUUUAAUUUUUUGUAUUGCUCAUGUUUGGUCUGUACAACAUCAUCUAGGUUGCACCUUUACCUGAGACCACUUCCAACUCUAAGUGUGAACCAAUCUGCAAUUCUAUAUGGUAUUAGACCAUUAGGACAUGUAACAAACCUCAUUAUUUAUACAUAAUCAAUUGAAUACAAUUUUCUC